AUGAAGGGAAAUCUACCGCCAUAUACCCCGCGUAACAAUUACAACGGCCACAGCCGUGGCUCGCUGUUCGGGCUGUUUGGCUUCCGUUUGAGCCAACCCUUGCUUCGGAUAAAGAACUCCAGAAACUUCUCCUUUACAUUUCUACGAAGAAUCUUGACGGUACUUUUGAUGAUAGUGCUUAUCGUGGUGGGCUCCGUUUUUCUUGUGAAACAUGUAUUGAUGGAACAGCGCCAGGCGGGAGAUUUGCCAAAUUACAAAGACAAUCAAAACACACGCAUGAGCACGAAAAACCUCGCGUCCAAGAUCGAUUUCCCCUUUGAAGAGGGCUGCCGUGUUCCCGAUACGAAAGCGCCACGUGCCAGUGCUGCGUUCGUGAUGUUGGCUCGUAAUUCUGAGCUUGCGGAUGUAGUCAGCUCUAUGCGAUCGAUGGAACGUCACUUCAACCAGUGGUUUGAGUAUCCGUGGGUGUUUUUAAACGAUGACGAGUUUACAGAUGCGUUCAAACGCGAGGUUCGUAAGCAUACCAAGGCAGGCAUUGAGUUUGGCACCAUUGAUCAAAAAGCAUGGAACUUCCCAGAAAACAUUGACAAAGAACAUUUUUCGGAGUAUAUCCAGGGUCAGGGUGACCGCAAGGUCAUGUAUGGAAAUUUGGAGUCUUAUCAUAAAAUGUGUCGCUUUUACUCUGGAAACUUCUAUGACCACCCACUUGUCCAGAAACGGGACUGGUAUUGGCGUGUGGAGCCCGACGUGCAGUUCUUUUGCGAUUUAACAUAUGAUCCUUUCUUGGAGAUGGAGCGCCACGGCAAAAAGUACGGCUUCAAUGUGCUCCUAGAGGAAUUGUACUAUACUGUCCCAUCGUUGUUCUUGGAGACGAAGGCUUUCAUUGCCGAAAACAACUUGAAGGUAAAGUCUGCUUGGGACAUCAUGGUGAAGAAAUACCAGACGCUCACGGAUUCAACUAAGUUUGACUACUUUACCUGGACAAACUAUGAAGACCUUCGUGAGCAAGUUGAGCAGAACCUCAAGCUCAACCGGUUCUUGAAGAAGAAGAAGAAGACAGAUGACGACUUGAAGACUCUUAAGGACUUGAAGAACGUUCGUGACGUUUUCAAGGAUGCCACCAGCUUGCCCACCCUUAUGCUCGACAAAGUUCAUGAUGAGGAGUAUAAUCUCUGUCAUUUCUGGUCUAACUUUGAAAUUGCCAGAACCGAUAUCUUCCUCUCCGAUACGUACCAGAAGUAUUUCAAGCACUUGGAAACUGUUGGUGGGUUUUAUAAAGAGCGUUGGGGUGACGCGCCAGUGCAUUCGUUGGCUGUGGCCAUGAUGCUAGACAGGAAGGAGCUUCAUUAUUUCCGUGACAUUGGAUACCAGCAUUCCGAAUUUGGCCACUGUCCGAAUAAUGCUCCCGGAAAGCAACUCCCGUACGUUUCUAAUGGAUUUGAUGACUAUGCACCCAAACCCUGGUAUAGCACAUUCCUCAAUCGUGGACCUGGUGCCCCAGCCAAAAAUGGAGUUGGGUGCCGUUGCGAGUGUCCUCGAGGCUUUAGAAGCUUGGAGGACAUGUCUUCGCAAUGUAUCAAGAGAUACGCAGAAGUGAUGUCCGAUGACUACUCUGAAUUCCAGAGAAUAGAUAUUGUCGGUAUGGAGAGGGAGGUCGAGAAAGACAUUGACAACCAUCUUUCGUCAGGUGGAAGUCUUGGAGACAAGUUGAAGAGUUCCAGCGGCGACAAGAAGGUGAAUGCAUGA
Messenger RNA from Australozyma saopauloensis, 1746 nucleotides. RefSeq names its product glycosyltransferase family 15 protein. Gene Ontology annotation, biological process: cell wall mannoprotein biosynthetic process; protein N-linked glycosylation. Gene Ontology annotation, molecular function: alpha-1,2-mannosyltransferase activity. Gene Ontology annotation, cellular component: membrane; Golgi apparatus. Lineage: Eukaryota; Fungi; Ascomycota; Pichiomycetes; Serinales; Metschnikowiaceae. The coding region runs from base 1 to 1746 and encodes 581 amino acids. The transcript has a single exon. The record is from RefSeq and is a predicted model, not a curated record.